Pseudozyma flocculosa PF-1 is the source of this 1242-nucleotide messenger RNA. RefSeq lists its product as uncharacterized. Gene Ontology annotation, biological process: protein folding; protein peptidyl-prolyl isomerization. Gene Ontology annotation, cellular component: intracellular membrane-bounded organelle. The coding region runs from base 1 to 1242 and encodes 413 amino acids. The transcript has a single exon. NCBI's taxonomy places the organism in Eukaryota, Fungi, Basidiomycota, Ustilaginomycetes, Ustilaginales, Ustilaginaceae. The record is from RefSeq and is a predicted model, not a curated record. Gene Ontology annotation, molecular function: protein binding; peptidyl-prolyl cis-trans isomerase activity.
AUGUCGACCGAUGCCGAGCGAGCCGCGCCUCCUGCGCCGGGCAACCCCAUCGUCUUUUUCGACGUCGGCUUCGCCGGCUCGCCCGCACCGACGUCCAAGGGCGCCAACCGCAUCGUCUUCGAGCUGUACGCCGACCGCGUGCCCAAGACGGCCGAAAACUUCCGCGCCCUCUGCACGGGCGAAAAGGGCACCAGCGCUUCGGGCGCCAAGCUGCACUUCAAGGGCAGCGGCUUCCACCGCGUCAUUGAAAGGUUCAUGAUCCAGGGCGGCGACUUUACCCGCGGCAACGGCACCGGCGGCGAGUCGAUCUACGGCGAAAAGUUUGAGGACGAGAACCUCGAGGGCAAGCACGACCGCCCCUUUUUGCUCAGCAUGGCCAACGCCGGCCCGGGCACCAACGGCUCGCAGUUUUUCGUCACGACGGUGCCCACGCCGCACCUCGACGGCAAGCACGUCGUCUUUGGGCGCGUGCUGCGCGGCAAGGGCGUGGUGCGCCGCAUCGAAAAGUCGCCCACGGACAACGACAAGCCGGUGCAGGCCAUCACCAUCGACGACUGCGGCCAGAUCCCCGAGGGCGGCGACUACGGCAUCGAGGCCGACGCGACGGGCGACCGGUACGAGGAGUUUCCCGAGGACUACGACCAAGAGGACUGCGAGGCCCGACCGGAGGUGUGCCUGCGGAUCGCCAACGAGCUGCGCGCGAUAGCCAACGGCGUGUUUGGCAAGCAGGAGUACGCGACGGCGCUGGCCAAGUACCAAAAGGCGCUGCGCUACCUCAACGUGCACCCGGUGCUGCCCGACGACAAGCAGGGCGACGCGGCAUUCUGCGCCGAGUACACGUCGCUGCGCACGCCGCUGCAGCUCAACUCUGCGCUGUGCGCGCUCAAGCUGACGCCGUCGCCCGACACGCGGCUGGCCGAGACGUGCUGCACGGGCGUGAUUGAGAGGCUGGGCGGCAGCGGGUGGGGCGAAGCGGCUGGCGGCGAGGGGACGUCGGCGGCGCCGUCGUCGUCGUCGUCGCUCGACGACAAGACGCAGGCGGAGCUGGCCAAGGCCUACUUCCGGCGCGCGCUGUCCAAGGUGGCGCGCAAGGACGACGAGGGGGCCGAGGCGGACCUGGGGCACGCGCUGCAGCUGGCGCCCAACGAUGCGGGCAUCAAGCGGGAAAAGGCGGCGCUGGUCAAGCGCAGGGAGGCCAAGGUCAAGGCGCAGCGGGCGGCCUACUCGAAGAUGUUUUCCUGA